This is a messenger RNA of Synchiropus splendidus (mandarinfish), 1415 nucleotides long. RefSeq names its product SWI/SNF related, matrix associated, actin dependent regulator of chromatin, subfamily b, member 1a (gene smarcb1a). Gene Ontology annotation, biological process: chromatin remodeling; regulation of transcription by RNA polymerase II. The coding region runs from base 27 to 1148 and encodes 373 amino acids. Gene Ontology annotation, molecular function: transcription coregulator activity. Lineage: Eukaryota; Metazoa; Chordata; Actinopteri; Syngnathiformes; Callionymidae. Gene Ontology annotation, cellular component: nucleus; nuclear chromosome. The record is from RefSeq and is a predicted model, not a curated record. The transcript has 9 exons.
ACUGCUUAUCCUUGUCCCCGUCCAUCAUGGCGCUCAGCAAAACAUUUGGACAAAAACCGGUCAAAUUUCAGCUGGAGGAGAAUGGAGACUUCUACAUGAUCGGUUCCGAGGUGGGAAACUACUUGCGUAUGUUCAGAGGCUCCCUCUACAAGAGAUAUCCGUCACUUUGGAGGAAACUUGCAUCCGUGGAAGAGCGGAAAAAGAUCGUAGAGUCGUCUCACGAUCACGGCUACACUCAGUUGGCCACCAGCGUGACUCUCCUGAAGGCCUCAGAGGUGGAGGAGAUUCUUGAAGGCAACGAUGAGAAGUACAAAGCUGUCUCCAUCAGCACUGAGCCACCCGCCUACCUCAGGGAGCAGAAGGCCAAGCGGAACAGUCAGUGGGUUCCCACGCUGCCCAACAGCUCCCACCACCUGGACGCCGUCCCGUGUUCCACCACCAUCAACCGCAGUCGCCUGGGCCGCGACAAGAAGAGGACGUUCCCUCUGUGCUUCGACGACCACGAUCCCGCAGUUAUCCAUGAAAACGCCACGCAGUCGGAGGUUCUGGUACCGAUCCGACUGGACAUGGAGAUCGAGGGACAGAAGCUGCGAGACGCCUUCACCUGGAACAUGAAUGAGAAGCUGAUGACUCCCGAGAUGUUCGCCGAGAUCCUGUGUGACGACCUGGACUUGAACCCUCUGGCUUUCGUUCCUGCCAUCGCAUCGGCCACCCGGCAGCAGAUUGAGUCGUACCCGACGGACAGUAUCCUGGAAGAGCAGACGGAUCAGAGGGUCAUCAUCAAGCUCAACAUUCAUGUGGGGAACAUCUCUCUGGUGGACCAGUUCGAGUGGGACAUGUCGGAGCGGGAGAACUCGCCGGAGAAGUUCGCCCUGAAGCUGUGCUCUGAGCUUGGCCUCGGCGGGGAGUUCGUCACCACCAUCGCCUACAGCAUCCGAGGCCAGCUGAGUUGGCACCAGCGGACGUACGCCUUCAGCGAGAACCCUCUGCCUACUGUGGAGAUCGCCAUCAGAAACACGGGCGAUGCUGACCAGUGGUGCCCCCUGCUGGAGACCCUGACAGACGCUGAGAUGGAGAAGAAGAUCAGAGACCAGGACAGAAACACAAGGCGAAUGAGGCGACUGGCAAACACUGCACCCGCCUGGUAGAAGAAGCAACAACAGCGCCGCCUGCACAUGCCACAGCUAUGCUCUGGUUGCAGACCAAGUUCCACUCCGGCGGUUUUUAUAUAUUACAUUUCCUGGUGUGUCCGGAAGUUUACCGAUCCUGCUGUUUCCCCGUCGUCAUGACGACGGUCCCGGCUGGUCGGGAAGGAACCCGCUCAGAUAAUAUAUGGUUUUGUCGUCUUUGUUGUUCUUUUGUACGUUCGAAUGAUUCUUACAAAAUUAAAGAAAAAGUUGUCAUGAUGUCUUGGA